AUGUUCUUCUUUGUCCCGGCCUUCACCAGCGACCAGACCGACGCCAUCCGGGGCCACGCGCAGGUCGCGGACGCCUAUAUCCCCAAGGGCCAACUGAUGGUCAGGUUUUGGGGCGUGGCCCGUAACCCGACCUCGGAAAGCGGACCACCUGCUGGGGACGAUGAUUGGUUUAUGGACACUUUGAACAGCACUGAAAGUGAAUUACAAGAGCGGUCCAUUCUUGCCAAGCGCAGCGAGAUUGUCGAGCGGAAUUCGCCUGACAACAUGGUCUCACUUUCCUGGCCUCCUGAUAUCGGUCCCGUCCCAGUCCAGGGAGAUUACAGGUUCGACUCGUCGGCGGGCGAGGGCACUUAUGUGUACCACGUCGACUUUGGCGCCCAGCCUUCGCACCCAGAAUUCAGCGACGUGUCGUUCCUCCACCCGUUGCUUCCGGGGCCGUACCCCGUGAGCGGCUGGAUGGAAAACGACCCCAAGCGGCACGGAAGCUUGUGUCUCUCCAAGGAGGUGGGGAAGACGGUUGGCAUCGCGCGCAAGGCGACCGUGGUGGCGACCGCGUGGGACUUUCAAAAGUCCAUUAACGAGCACUGGCUCGACGCGCUCGCCAAGGUGCACGCCGACAUAUCCACCGGGGCGAGGGGGGCCAAGAGCGUCGUCAACCUCUCCAUCUCGAUCCCCCAAGGCGAUUUGACGGCGGCAUUUCUGGAGAAGAUGGCCUUACUGAUUCGAGAGAUCAUCAAACUCGGCGCCGUGUUCGUCACGGGCUCCGGAAACUCCCCUGGCUCUCCCAACGGCUAUCCGGCGCUUUUCGGAGACCCCGCCAACCCCAACCAUAUCCCAGAGCUCAUCGUCGUCGGGUCGGUUCUCGGACAAGGCAUUUUGGGCCAGCACGCCAAUGCGGACUGGGUUACCUGCUACGCGCCUGGUUACGGUCUGCGGAUGGCCGACUCUGACCCCGAGUCCGCGACAGAGUACCGCACCACCCAGGGGACGUCUUUCGCCUCCGCAACGGUCGCCGGUCUGGCAGCAUAUUUCCGCGGCCUCGAUUCCACCUUGACCACCGCCGCCAGCGUGAAGGAGAGGAUUCUGCGCCUUGCAUACCGCCGGCAGCCGCAGCCCAACCACCCCGAAGGGCCCUACCAGAGGUAUAUCGACAAUGUGGUCUGGAACGGUCAGAAGUGGGGCCGAUCCAUUGUCCCCGAAUGCAGCGACUUCUCCAAAGCAAAACGGCAGAGCAGCGGCGGGUCCUGCCCCGUCGCGUUCCCGCCCCAGCCGUCGCCCCUGACCUUCCGCACCGGCCCGCCCCAGCCGACUUGCGCCGGCGCCGGCUGUGGCAGCAGCUGCGCGGGCUUCUUCUGCCCUGGCACCCCGCUCAAGCAGAACCCGGACUUCCUGGACCCGCGCAACCCGGACAGCGUGCAGAACCCGGACAGCCGCUACUACGAGGACUGGGACGGCACCAUCACUCGCACCACCACCACCCCUACCAAAACCAUCCCCACCACCACUCCAACGCCUCCCAAAAGCUCGAGCGUCCCAAUCGGAGGCCCCUGCCGUCUUACUGACGAAUGCGAGGAUAACUGCCCCAAGCCCGGGGCCGUUCAAUGCGAAUCCGGAGCGUGCACCUGCUUGACCCCUCCUCCCAAAACUACCCCGCCUCAUGCGGCGAUGUGCUAUGACGUCCAGCAGUGCUUGAAUGUUUAUACCUGUGCGUCUGGGGACACGAUGGUGUGUGAGCCAACGGACUAUUCCAAUGGGAAUGGGCUCUGCCAAUGUAUAAAAGGGAAUCCCAGUUGA
Aspergillus fumigatus Af293 is the source of this 1794-nucleotide messenger RNA. Its product is annotated as putative subtilisin-like alkaline protease. The record is from RefSeq and is a predicted model, not a curated record. The coding region runs from base 1 to 1794 and encodes 597 amino acids. The transcript is spliced from 3 exons. Gene Ontology annotation, biological process: proteolysis. Gene Ontology annotation, molecular function: serine-type endopeptidase activity. NCBI's taxonomy places the organism in Eukaryota, Fungi, Ascomycota, Eurotiomycetes, Eurotiales, Aspergillaceae.